AUGUCAGUGUUGAAGAGUAAAAUAAGCAAUCUCCGUGGUUUAAGACAAGUCCAUGCACAACUGGUCCACCAAUCACUGCACCACCAUAACCACUUGGUGGCGCUUCUCCUUACCCACUGCACUCGCCUUCUUGCACCCCCAACCUACACCUCCCGCAUUUUUCAUCUUGCAACACACCCUGAUCUGCGUCUCUUCACCUGCAUACUCAGAUAUUAUUCCCAAAUUGGUGCUCACACACGACUACUACUCUCUUUCUUUAAACAUAUGCUACACCACCACUACCACGUAAAGCCCGAUGCAUCUUUCUAUGCGGUUUUGAUGAAAUCUGCUGGAAACGAAAGCAUAUUAUUUCUUGCUCAUGUACUCAAAUCGGGACAUUCUCGUGAUCAUUAUGUUCGAAAUGCAAUUUUGGCCAUGUAUGUUAAGUGUCGGCCUAUCGAGCUUGCCAGGAAACUGUUUGAUGAAAUGCCUGAUACAACCGUUGCAGAUUGGAAUCUGAUGAUCUCUGGAUACUGGAAGUGCGGGGACGAAGAUGAAGCAACUAAGCUUUUCUAUCUUAUGGGCGAGCAGAGGAAUGUUAUUACUUGGACCACCAUGAUUACCGGGUAUGCAAAGAACAACAAUUUGAAGACUGCAAGGAUGUAUUUUGACAAAAUGCCAGAAAGAAAUGUGGUAUCAUGGAAUGCAAUUCUAUCAGGGUAUGCUCAAGGAGGGGCACCACAAGAGACUGUAAGAUUGUUCCAUGAAAUGCUUAGCGAUGGAAAUGUCGAACCAGACGAAACAACAUGGGUAACUGUCAUAUCAUCCUGUUCAUCUCUUAGUGACCCUUGUCUUUCAGAAUCGAUUGUCAGAAAGCUAGACAACAGAAUAAGCGUCCGCUCUAAUUAUUUUGUCAAGACAACCCUUCUUGAUAUGUAUGCAAAAUGCGGGAAUCUUGAGGCAGCUCAUGAGAUUUUUGAGCAAUUAGGUGUGUAUAAGUAUAGGAGUUCUGUUCCAUGGAAUGCCAUGAUAUCCGCAUAUGCAAGAGUAGGGGAUUUAUCUUUGGCAAGGCACCUCUUUGAAAAGAUGCCACACCGAGAUACCAUCUCUUGGAAUUCAAUGAUUGCUGGUUAUACUCAAAACGGCGAGUCAUUCAUGGCCAUCAAGCUGUUUGAGAAAAUGAUCUCUAGUGAAGAUUCAAAACCAGAUGAGGUGACCAUGGUGAGUGUUUUUUCUGCUUGUGGACACCUUGGAGAACUAAGUUUAGGUCAUUGGGCUUUGAGCGUCCUCAAAGAAAAUCACAUCCGGAUUAGCAUUUCAGGAUACAACUCUUUGAUUUACAUGUACUCAAGAUGUGGGAGCAUGGAAGAUGCUACAUUAAUUUUUCAAGAAAUGGUAACAAGAGAUUUAGUUUCCUAUAACACAUUGAUUUCCGGGUUUGCUGAGCAUGGACAAGGAUUGGAAAGCAUCAAACUACUGUCAAAAAUGAAAAAAGACGGUAUUGAACCGGACCGCAUAACAUAUAUUGCUAUACUAACUGCAUGCAGUCAUGCCGGAUUACUGGAAGAAGGUCAAAAAGUUUUUGAAUCAAUCAAAUUCCCUGAUGUAGACCACUAUGCUUGUAUGAUUGAUAUGCUGGGUCGAGUUGGUAGAUUAGAAGAAGCUGUGGAGUUGAUUCAAAGCAUGCCAAUGGAACCCCAUGCAGGAAUUUAUGGAUCUCUUUUAAAUGCUACUAGCAUUCACAAAAGAGUGGAACUUGGAGAACUUGCUGCAGCUAAACUGUUCAAGAUAGAGCCGCUUAAUUCUGGAAAUUAUGUGUUGCUAGCUAACAUAUAUGCUUUGGCUGGUAGAUGGAAGGAUGUUGACAGAGUUAGGGAUGCAAUGACAAAACACGGAGUGAAGAAAACAACUGGCUGGAGCUGGUUGGAGAAUAACUCAUAA
This is a messenger RNA of Vicia faba (fava bean), 1920 nucleotides long. The record is from the annotation of a GenBank genome assembly. NCBI's taxonomy places the organism in Eukaryota, Viridiplantae, Streptophyta, Magnoliopsida, Fabales, Fabaceae.